AAACAUUCUUUCCUGCCACAUUAUUCUGCGUAAAAAAUUAGAUUAAUUAAAUUUCGAUGGAUUUUGUGCAAAUAUCUGUGUGAUCAAGCAUUAAAUUGUCAAAAUAAUAAGGAAUAACAAUGAAUAGAACAGUACAACUAGAAGAGCAAAGGAAGUCACUUCCAUCUUAUAACUACAGACAACACAUAAUCAACUGUAUCCAUCAGAAUUCAACUCUAAUUUUAAUAGGAGAAACAGGUUCUGGAAAAUCAACGCAAAUUCCACAAUAUAUUUACGAAAGUGGAAUUUUGCAUCGAGGGAUGGUAGCAAUAACUCAACCAAGACGAGUUGCUGCUAUAACUUUAGCACUAAGAGUUGCAAAGGAAAGAGGUCGAAAUAUUGGCGAAUUAGUUGGGUAUGCCAUUCGAUUCGAAAGUGUAGUCUCAAGAGAUACAAAAAUUAAGUAUAUGACAGAAGGUAUUUUACUGCGUGAAGCAAUCACAGACAAAUACCUCAAACAAUAUCAAGUAAUAAUCCUCGACGAAGCACACGAACGUACAGUCAAUACAGACGUACUGUUUGGUGUUGUAAAAAAUGUUCAAAAAGCUAGGAAGGAAAACAAUAUGACCGAGCUUAAACUUAUAAUUAUGUCUGCAACAAUGGAUGUUGAUCAUUUCUCAAAAUAUUUUGAUAAUUGUCCAGUUCUUUACUUGCCUGGACGAACCUUUCCCGUAACAAUUCAUCACACGAAACAGAAACAGGAUGAUUAUAUGUUUGCAGCUAUUGCGACACUCUUUGAAAUUCAUCUAAAUGCACCACCACAAGAGGAUGUUCUUAUAUUCCUAACUGGCAAGGACGAAAUUGAAUCAAUGAUUCAUCAAAUUAGAACAAUUACAAAAUCACCGGAAUUGCAAGGAACAGUUCAACUUCGUGCCUUUCCACUUCACUCAUCAUUACAACAAAACAAGCAAAUGGAUGCAUUUACAAGAUCCGCAGAGAAUACAAGGCGAGUAGUCGUAGCCACUAAUAUAGCAGAGACAUCAAUCACGUUGCCAGGCAUUAAAUACGUUAUAGACACUGGAGUAGUAAAAAUGAAGAAUUAUGAAGCAUCAACGGGUCUUGAAACACUUAAAGUGACAAAAAUUUCACAAGCUCAAGCAUGGCAAAGAAGUGGCCGUGCUGGAAGAGAAUCAGAAGGUGCUUGUUAUCGAACAUACACGAAAAAUGAAUUGGAAUUGCUGGAAAAAAUGACGAAACCUGAAAUUCUUCGUUGUAACUUGUCAGCAACGAUUUUGCAGCUAUUAGCCAUUGGUGUGAAUAUUGAGAACUUUGACUUAAUGGAUAAGCCUUCAAAAGAGGCAAUUACAGUCGCAUUUAAGCAACUAAAGCAAUUAUCAGCAAUUAAAACAACGCAAAGUCCUCAAUUGACAGAUGAUGGACGGAGUAUGGCUUUAUUUCCAUUAGAUCCAAUUUUCAGUAGAAUCAUCAUAUCUGCGCCUGAAUACGGCUGUAUUAAUGAAAUUUUAGACCUAAUAGCUAUGCUGUCAACUGAUAAUAUCUACCUCGAGCCUAAUCAAAAUAAUAGGGAUGUAGCUUAUGCACAGCAUAAUAAAUUUCAUAUGUCUUAUGGCGAUCAUUUUACGUUACUAAAGAUAUACUCACAAUACAGGAAUGCGAAUGAUAAAAAGAAGUGGUGUCAAGAAUUUUUCCUAAGUUAUAGGAACUUGGCAUAUGCUGCUGAAGUGCGGAAGCAACUAUCUGAUAUAUGCACACAACUAAAAAUAAUGACGAAAACUGAAAAUUUUGAUUUAGAUAAAUUCCGAAAAUGCAUCAUACGAGGACUUUACAGCAACAUUGCUGAAUAUCAAGCGAGAGAUAACAACUACAAAGUGCUUGCGAGUCAACAACGAGCUCAGAUACAUCCUUCGAGUGUACUUUCUGGAUUCCAUGCGAACCUUAAUGGACGAAGUACUUCAAAUGGCAAUGGAAUAAUUCCAGUAAGUCCAAAAAUGAAGAAUGAUCACAAUCAGUCUAAGCCAAGCUAUGUAAUAUUCAAUGAAAUUGUCCAGACAUCCAAUACUUAUUUGAGGACAGUCACACGAAUUGAACCGGAAUGGAUUAAGGAAGUUCUACCAAAUUGUGACUUUCUUAAUCGAAUUAAUUGUUAAACAAUGUAUAGAUAAUUUUUUAAUGAUAAUUAUGAUCACAACCACUUCUUUUUGUAACCGAAAUAAAUCUUUAAGUCUAGGCCAAUGACUGCCAAACUGUAUAAAAUGCAUGAAAAUAAAGUUUCAGUAUACAAAA
This is a messenger RNA of Chironomus riparius, 2283 nucleotides long. Lineage: Eukaryota; Metazoa; Arthropoda; Insecta; Diptera; Chironomidae. The record is from the annotation of a GenBank genome assembly.